CCCUGAGAGAGCUCUACACCUAGGCGCAAGGAUGCAAGCUCCGGGGUUGCGUCCGGACUUUCUUUUCUCGACCGGUUUUGGGGCCAUUACACUGUCAACGCAAGAGCGAUGCAACUCCGAGGGAAUGUAAGUUGCAGAAAAUCCCGACGGAUUCUAGACUUUAGCCUCUUCUCAUGAAUAACGAACGGAGAUCGGCUGUCCGUAUUGUAGCUCUAAGUCGCAUAUGCAGACCUUGGCCGUCUAAUAUGAUUCGACUGGCACCUGGUCGUAGUACAAUAUUGAUGAAGACCUCGAGAUGAUUUUUCAAUUCUAGAUUUAACACUAAGCGGACUGUACCUACCUCUGCAACAACGCAUCAUCCCUCCUUAACAGUUCACAUCUACCGUCGUAGGAAGCAUGGUAUACAUCGAUCAGCAGGAGUCGGCGAUCCUCUUGUUUGGGCCCCAGGCCCUUUCGUUUAACAGACAAUUCGAAACGCUUAGGCGCACCCUUUCAAGUGAGGUUGCUGGGCAGGACUGGAUUCUUGAUACAGUGGCCGAGUUGCCACAAUAUUGGGAUGCCUUGACAGAAGUAAUACCCAAAAUUAAGGGCGCUGUCCAAGGCGAAAAGCACCUGGCAGACUUGGACUCGUGGUUUCGACGAGCUCCUCUCGAAGACGACAGGCUGGAACAGCUGCCGAACCUGAUACUCACCCCGCUGGUAGUUCUCACCCAACUCACACAGUACUGGCGUUACCUUGAGCUUAAUCAACAAUCAAAAGAGGCUGGAGCGAAAAUCGAUCUCCAAGCAGACUUAGUAGCACGACAGAAGAAUGGUGGGGUUAACGAGGUACAGACACUCGGUUUCUGCACAGGUUUGCUCAGCGCUUUCGCUGUGGCGAGCGCAAACAAUCAGGACGAAUUUGAGAAGUAUGGGGCCGUUGCCGUGCGUCUGGCUAUGCUUGUCGGCGCCCUUGUUGACGCUCAAGAAGCGUGCAACAGGGAGCUGGGCCAUGGCCAGUCCAAGUCAUACGCCACGGCGUGGCGUAGUGCCCAACAAUGUCAAGAUAUGCAUCAGAUUAUCGACAGUCUGUUCCCCCAGGCUUACAUCUCGGUGAUCUAUGAUGAGGCCCGGGUUACAGUGACGACAUCGCAGCAGACUGCGCCCGCUUUUCUCCAAGCAACAAGAGACUAUGGCAUCACCGCGGCCGAAGUUGGCCUCCGUGGACAUUUCCACAGCCCCAGCGAGGAUUUCCUCAGUUUGACGAACGCUCUGAUCGAGUACUGUGACAGCAUCCCUGAUCUUCGUUUUCCAGACGCUUCUAAGUUGGCGUUACCGACCUACACCAACGAAGCUGUGGAUGGCAAGUCGAUCGAACGCAGCGCCGGAAGUCUGACCAAGAUUGCAUUACACGCCAUUCUUGUGCGGCAAAGCAAUUGGUAUAACACUUUUGCUGCAGUGCAAGCCAACCUUGGCCAUGACACUAUCUUUGUUUCCUUCGGCCCGGAUCGAUGCGUUCCACCAACUCUAAUGCGUUGUCUAGGCCCCAGGUUGAUGCAGUUUGCCGACCUAGACGAGGAAAUGCCGCAGCGUCUUGCCAGCGUGUUGGAUCCCGAAGCGCACUCAUUACAUCAACAACAGUCGCAGCAGCUGCACGUGGACGAAGAUGCCAUCGCAGUAGUCGGCAUGUCGAUCAAGGUGGCAGGUGCCGAUGACGUAGAUGAGUUCUCGCAGAUGCUUCGUACAGGCGAGUCGCAGCACGAGGAAAUCACGUCGGAGCGCCUAAUGAUGGACACUCUGUACCGAGAGGAUGACAAAGAUCCAAAGCGCAAAUGGUAUGGAAAUUUUAUCCGCGAUGUGGACGCAUUCGACCACAAGUUCUUCAAGCGCAGCCCUCGCGAGUCGUCGACCAUGGACCCGCAACAAAGGCUCUUCCUGCAAGCUUCCUAUCAAGCUGUCGAGCAGUCAGGCUACUUCACAGAGACAACAUCUGACUCUCCAACACGCAACAAGAAGCACGUCGGUGUUUACCUUGGAGCAUGCGCGGGUGACUACGAGCACCACGCAGCCUGUCAUACCGCUAAUGCCUUUACCGCCACGGGUAACCUCAAGAGCUUCAUCCCAGGCAAGGUCUCGCACUACUUUGGCUGGACCGGCCCUUCUAUGACCUUUGAUACGGCCUGCUCAGCCUCUACCGUCGCCAUUCACACCGCGUGCCGCAACAUCUUGUCUGGCGAAUGUACGGCUGCACUUGCUGGCGGUGUCUCCACCAUAACCAACUUCUUGUGGUUUCAAAAUCUUGCUGGUGCAAGUUUCCUAAGUCCUACUGGCCAGUGUAAGGCCUUUGAUGAGGGAGCAGAUGGUUAUUGUCGUGCCGAGGCCAUUGCUUGCGUGUUCCUCAAGAAGAUGUCCGACGCCAUCGCCGAUGGUAACCCAAUCCUAGGCUGCAUCCCCUCGACCGCCGUCUACCAGAACCAGAACUGCACCCCGCUCUUUGUACCCAACUCUCCAUCCUUGUCUCAACUGUUCACCGACGUCAUAAAGAAGGCGCAUGUUAACCCGCGCGAUGUCUCCCUGGUGGAGGCCCACGGCACUGGAACUCCUAUAGGAGAUCCUGCCGAGUAUGAGAGUAUCCGGCAAGCGUUAGGAGGGCCAAUUAGAUCCAAACCACUUGUUAUUGGCUCGGUCAAGGGACACAUCGGCCACAGCGAAGGAGCAUCCGGCGCCGUCUCCCUUAUCAAGAUUAUUAUGAUGAUGCAGGAAUGCUACAUUCCUCGGCAAGCCAGCUUCUCCAAGAUGAGCCAUCACAUAAAGACAUCACCGACAGACAUGAUGGAGGUCUCGACUGCUCUUAGACCGUGGAACGAUGAGUACAAAAUAGCUCUUAUCAACAAUUACGGUGCCUCUGGGUCCAACGCUUCUAUGAUCGUUACCCAAUCCUCCCAGAACAGCAGCGGCCAGGCGUCUGCAUUUAUUCGUGGUGACGGUGUGAAUAAGGCAUCGUUCCCCUUCUGGAUAACUGGAUUUGACACUCGUAGCAUCACUGCGUACUGCUGUAAGCUUAUGCUCUUUUUGAAAAUGAGAGAGAAAGCUGGUCUCUCUCUAGCUGACGUUUCGUUCAGCGUGAAUCGACAAUCUAACCGCUCUUUGCCGCAUGGCCUGAUAUUCUCUUGCCGCUCAGUGUCCGAGCUCGAAGACAAGCUUAGCAAACCAGACAAUGUGAUUGCUCCUCUUAAAAAUGAACGUCCCGUUGUCUUAUGUUUCGGCGGUCAAGUGUCCACCUUUAUCGGUCUGGAUCGUAAGCUGUACGAUUCAGUGACUCUGCUGCGCUACCACUUGGACCGGUGCGAUACUGUAAUGCGGUCGCUUGGGUUGAGCAGCCUCUAUCCUGGCAUUUUCUUGCGGUCGCCCAUCACGGACGCAGUCAAGCUGCAGACCAUGUUGUUUGCCUCGCAGUACGCCUGUGCUAAGUGCUGGAUGGAUUCCGGCCUUGCGGGCAAGAUCGUCUCAGUUGUCGGCCACAGUUUCGGUGAAAUCACAGCUUUGUGUGUGUCAGGUACAAUGAGCCUCCGCGAUACAGUUAAGUUGGUCGCUGGCAGGGCAAAAUUGAUUCGCGACGGAUGGGGCCCCGACUCUGGCGCCAUGAUGGCCAUCGAGGCAGACGUAGAAGACGUUCACAAGAUUUUGGCAGAAGCAAAUCGAAGAUAUGCUGGCGAGUAUCCUGCCAGCAUCGCUUGCUACAACGGCCCGCGAAGCUUCACGCUGGCUGGGCCUUCCGAAGCUAUUGACUUGGUUGCCGAGACAAUUCCUCAAUUUGGACCUCUUAAGAGUAAGAGGCUUAAUGUCACCAACGCUUUCCACUCCACCCUUGUCGAGCCACUUGUCAGCCGCCUAGAAGGAAUUGGUAGAAACUUAACCUUCUCUAAUCCCGUCAUCCCUCUUGAACGUGCUACUGAGAACAGGCAAGCGGCUGGCUCAAAGAUAACUUCGGCAUAUGUCGCUGAUCAUAUGAGGAAGCCUGUAUACUUUAACCAUGCGGUACGCCGAAUAAGCAAUGACCACCCAUCGGCCAUCUGGCUUGAGGCAGGGUCCGCCUCUACCAUUACAAUCAUGGCUAGCAGAGCUCUCGCCGCUGGGGCAAAACCAGACGAACAUCACUUCCAGGCACUGAGCCUCACAAACACCGAUAAGGGUCUCGAGGGCCUGACCGAUGCGACUCUUGCUCUCUGGAAGCAAGGCCUGCCUGUUUCGUUCUGGGCCCACCACCCUCUGCAAACAUCUGAGUAUGCGACUCUACUUCUCCCACCCUACCAGUUUCAUAAGGUCCAACAUUGGAUGGAGCUCAAGUCCCCAGCGAAGGCCAUCUCUGAGGCAGCCACAGCCUUGACAGCACGCGCUGGGCCUGCUUUUGAACAACAGCAGCAGUCUAUGGAUGAGAAGCUCCUCGGACUGUGGUCAUUCAUUGGAUACGAAGAACAGAACGGCAAAGCGAAGAAACCUCGCUUCCGCGUCAACACCGGCUCCAAUAAAUACAAAAGCUACAUUUCAGGUCACUUGAUUGCGCAGACAGCUCCCAUCUGCCCUGCCACGCUACUGGUGGACAUGGCUAUCGAAGCAUUAUUCAGCCUACACCCUCAGUGGGCUACCACCGCGAUGCAGCCCGUUGUCCUUGAGAUGGGCAACCACUCGCCGCUGUGUGUAGAUCCCACACGCACAGUAUGGCUUGAGUUUGAAACUCUCAACGACAACAAUACACUCUGGGGAUGGAAGAUCUUCUCGACCUCCAACAGCGGCGGCAGUGACGUUCAUGUAGAAGCCAAACUGAACAUACGCUCACCCGACGACGUCACCUACCAAAACGAGUUUGGCCGGUUCGAGAGACUGGUCACCCAUGCUCAGUGCACGUCCAUUCUUAGCAUGUCUGACGACGAAGACGUCGACAUCCUUCAAGGCCGUAACGUAUAUCGGGCCUUUGCUGAGGUCGUGGAGUAUGGUGAGAUAUACCGUGGUGUUCGCCGAGUCGUUGGCCGUACUGGCGAGUGUGCUGGACGCGUACGAAUGAAGCAUAGCGGGGAGACUUGGCUGGACGUCCCACUGAGCGAUUCUUUCAGCCAAGUCGGCGGUUUGUAUAUCAACUGCAUGACAGAUCGUCCCACAAAUGACAUGUUCAUUGCCACUGGCUGCGAGAUGUCGAUGCGUUCGCCACGCAUCGCCAAGCUGGGAAAGGAGGAGUUUCCGGAGACCUGGCACGUCCUGGCACGCCAUCAUCGCCAAGCCGAAAAAGUAUACACCAGUGAUGUGUUUGUCUUCAAUGCCAGCAACGGUAUGCUGACUGAGGUGAUGAUUGGUAUAACUUUUGCAAGGGUCGCCAAGGCUUCAAUGAGCAGAAUGUUAACGAGACUCACUACCGACGAGUCAGUGCUGAAGGUCAAGCCUUCCCAAGGGCAGGCUAUUAUGGCGACCAUAACCACUUCUACUCCCAGUCCCAUCCCCCAACAACCCCAGUCACUCGACAAUGUUAACAAUAAAGAGCCUGCCGUGCAAGAGACAGCCAAUAGGAAGAAGAGCAACAAGACGAAGGAGAGUACAGUGAGAACUUCCCGCCCAGACAUCACGAAUGACCUCAGAAACCUAGUUGCCAACAUUUCAGGCGUCGAAGCUCACGAGAUUGAGCUCGAUACAGAAAUGGCAGAUGUCGGCAUCGACUCCCUGAUGGGUAUGGAGGUGGCCCGCGAUGUAGAGAGUACCUUCAAGUGCACCUUGGAUCAAACGGAGCUGAUGGAGGCGACAACGCUGCGGAAGUUCGUGGUGUGCCUCAAUAAUGCCCUUUACGGGCAGGGAGGUGGCGAUACCGCUAAUGAGCCUGUUGAACUUGAUGAUGAAGAUGACGACGACGAUUCUUAUUCGUCUCAGAGCCAACCCGAAUAUAAUUCAGAUAACACUAGAUCAACUAGUCCAGGUUAUCCUGAAGUAAAGCCUACCUUUGUAGAAGACCCGGCAAAGCCGGUAGCGACAGCAGCCGCUGUUCCGCCCGCCCAGACGAACUUAAGCAUUUCCAAAUUGGAGAUCUUGCAAUCAUUCGGAUUGGUUAAGAUGCUAACAGACCAAGAGAUCAAACGAUUCAAUCUUGACAGGAUUCACAAACUUGUUCUCGCCGGCUCCAAUCGCCUCUCCACUGCGCUGGUAGUGGAACAGUUGGAGAAGUUAGGCUGUCACCUUCGAUCGGCUGAGCCGGGACAGGUUCUCGAUCGUGUUCUGUUUCAGCCACAACAUGGACGGCUGAUAGAGUUCCUGUACGAUUUUAUAGAGUGGGGCACUCGACUGGUCGACAUUGACAUGUUCAGCGGACAGAUUACACGCACCAAUAUUCCUGUACCACGAAAGACAAGCGAUGUGAUUUUUGCGGAGCUCCUGCAGGCUUUCCCCGAAUUUACAGUCGCCAACAAGCUAACUUACUAUGCUGGAAAGCAUUUGGCUGACGUCCUCACUGGCACGACGGAUGGCAUUCGCGUGAUUUUUGGGACCUUGGAGGGCCGCGAUCUUGUUCAGGGACUGUACCUCGACCACACCUUCAACCGCAUGCAAUACGGCCAGAUGCGUGACAUCGUCAAACGACUAAUGGGAAAUUUACCAAAUAACCAAGGCCCAUUUAAGAUCCUAGAGAUGGGCGCUGGCACGGGAGGAACUACGUAUGUUUUGGCUCCGAUGCUGGCAUCGCUUGGUUUCCCAGUCGAGUAUACUUUUACGGAUCUGUCGCCAUCCAUGGUGGCCAACGCCAGACGCAAAUUCGGCAAGGAAUACUCAUUCAUGCGAUUCGUCGUUCACGAUAUCGAGAAGCCCCCUGCUGAGGAACUGCACGGCCAGCACCUCGUUGUUUCCAGCAACGCUGUUCACGCGACACACAACCUCGUCACGUCUCUUACGAACGUCCGUAAAGCCCUAAGACAUGACGGAUUCCUAAUUAUACUUGAAAUGACUGAGAGUGCACCGUUUAUUGACCUUAUUUUUGGCCUUCUAGAGGGCUGGUGGCUUUUCGACGACGGUCGCAAGCAUGCAAUCGUUCCGGCCGAGCACUGGGAGAGAGAACUCCACGCGGCCGGAUUUGGUCACGUCGACUGGACCGAUGGAAGCCUUCCCGAGAACAGAUACCAGAAAGUCAUGAUCGCGCUCGCAUCUGGUACCCAAUCGGAACGGCUUCCCAAGCCCAUACCAGAGGAUGCGCCCGCCCAUGGCAUUCAAGAUGUGGCGGCGCGUGAGGAAGAAGCCAACAACUAUCUGUCCAAACACAUCAAUGGAUUCGCUGCUCCAGCACCCCUGUCUUUACAAGAGCGCCCGAGUGAUGCGCUACGUGACGGUCAGGAUGCAGUAGUCCUUAUCACUGUGAGGACAGUCGUCUGCGUCAACCGUAAAACUAGCAAGCCGUUAAAUCAGCGCCAAGCUGAAGCUUUCUCGUCCCGCGGCAUCAGCCUGUCAGCUGGCGCACAACAAAAGCUCCGUGUCCUCGAAACCGACACUUCCAGACCACAGCUCGGUUUGCCAGUUGAUGAGUACAACUGGCUUGUGCGCAAUGUUACACAUGUCGUGCACAACGCCUGGCCAAUGAGCGGUACACGGCCCAUCAAGGCAUUCGAGCCCCAAUUCCAGUCUCUGCGCAACCUGUUGGACCUAGCACGCGAUGUCGCCGACUACAGGCACAACGACGCUGGGAUCCGCAUCGGCUUCCAGCUGAUCUCGUCCAUCGGCGUCGUAGGUGAGGCUGGCAAGGCCAGAGUACUAGAGGAUCGCGUGCCCUUUACGGCAACGCUACCCGUUGGUUACUGCGAGGCCAAAUGGGUGUGCGAGCGCAUGCUCGACGAGACACUCGGCAAGUACCCGCAGCGCUUCCGCACUAUGGUGGUACGCCCCGGACAAAUAGCGGGGUCGCGGACGAGCGGUUUCUGGAACCCCGUCGAGCACUUCGCGUUCCUGGUAAAGUCGGCGCAGACGCUGCGAGCUUGGCCAGACUUCGGCGGCGUGCUCCAGUGGGUGCCCGUCGACGCCGCGGCCGGCGUCAUGGUGGAUCUGUGUCGCGUCGCCGAGCUUCACAACGCCCCAGAACCAUAUCCCGUAUACCACAUUGACAACCCUGUCGGGCAGCUGUGGAAGGAAAUGAAUCCCGUGCUGGCGGACGCUCUGGGCAUCCCAGCUGACCGCAUCAUGCCAUUUCGUGAUUGGGUAGACAUGGUGCGGCGGUCGCCCCUGCCGGCCGAGACGAUCAAUCCUGCCGCCAGGCUAAUUGAUUUUUUGGACGACAACUUUGAGCGCAUGUCGUGUGGUGGGUUGAUUUUGGACACGGCGAAGGCGAAGGAGCAUUCGCGUACGAUGGCUGAACUAGGGCCCGUCCAUUUCGAUGUGGCAAGGCGCUAUAUCACGUCGUGGAAGAAGAUGGGAUAUCUGUAUGCCUGAAAACUUGGAAAUAGUGCUAUGAAUGUCCCUUUCGAGAAUUGCGCUCCGUGCGUGCAAGGGUUGAUUUUUUUAGGUUAGAAGUGAAAGUUUUGAAAGUUGAUAGAAAUGUCCGAAAAGGUCCGUAAUACUCAAAAACAAUUUUCAUUAGAUAGCUUAGAGCCUCCAAUACAUCAUGCAACUCUCUUUGUA
Messenger RNA from Pseudogymnoascus destructans, 8613 nucleotides. RefSeq names its product Type I Iterative Polyketide synthase (PKS). Bases 397 to 8424 code for a protein of 2675 amino acids. The record is from RefSeq and is a predicted model, not a curated record. Gene Ontology annotation, biological process: fatty acid biosynthetic process. Lineage: Eukaryota; Fungi; Ascomycota; Leotiomycetes; Thelebolales; Thelebolaceae. Gene Ontology annotation, molecular function: 3-oxoacyl-[acyl-carrier-protein] synthase activity; phosphopantetheine binding. The transcript is spliced from 2 exons.